AAGCAGAAGACGCCUCACAGUCACAUACCAUACCAUCACACAGCAGCUCACAGCACAGCACUAAUGGCGGCCGCGGCCAUGGAGCCCAGGGAGGUGAAGCUGUACGGCGCCUGGGGCAGCGCCCACGCCGCCAUGGCCCGGAACGCGCUGGCGCUCAAGGGCGUGCGGUACGAGUACGUGGAGGAGGACCUGGACAACAAGAGCGAGACUCUGCUGCGCCUGAACCCCGUCCACGGCAAGGUGCCCGUCCUCGUCGUCGACGGCCGGCCGCUCGCGGAGUCGCUCGUCAUCAUCGAAUACGCCGACGAGGCGUGGCCCGAGGGCCGCGGGUACCCGCCGGCGCUGCUCCCGGGUGCCCCGCGCGCGCGCGCCGCGGCCAGGUUCUGGGCGCGGUUCUUCCACGACGAGGUGUCGCCGCUGUCGCGCGCGGUGGUGCUCGCGGACGCGAGGGCGGAGCGGGAGGAGCUGGCGAGGGAGGUGAAGGAGCGGAUGGCCGUGAUGGAGGCCGGAAUAGCGGAGGACUUCCCGUGCGGCCGCGAGGAGGGCCCGUUCGUGCACGGGCGGAGCCCCGGGCUGCUCGACGUCAUACUGGGCUCCUGCAGCUCGGGGACCCGGGUGCUGUCCGCCGUCUCCGGGGUCGAUAUCGUGGAGCCCGGCGCGACGCCGCGCGUGCACGCCAGCGUGGCCGCGUUCGACGAGCUCGCCGCCGGGUUCGGUACCACCGUCCCGCACGAGCUCCUCCUCGCGCGGCUCCUCGAGAGGAAGGCCAGGUCUCGCGCCGCGGCCGCGUGACGCGUGCAUGCUCGAUCUCUGCCCGUGCCCGUAACUGUUCUUCGGUGGACCUCGGGGCUUGUUUGGUGCGUGCCUUGUUGGAUAAGUCUGUUACCGACUAGUGUACAGUUACGCGUUCCUAUCUUUCAGCUUAGCUAAGAUUAGCUAGGGUGCAUGCAGCCGCUCGCCGUGCUCGCCGUGCUCGCUUUAUCCGUGGCAUGUCCCAGCGAUGUGGGAUGGCGCGUCGUUUGCACGAACGUGCCGUGUUUAGCUUUGUAAUUAGGCUUUAUAUUCUGCAAUCAAGGGAAAAAACACUGCCGCUUCGCCGCACCAAAA
Panicum hallii is the source of this 1107-nucleotide messenger RNA. RefSeq names its product glutathione S-transferase U10-like. Gene Ontology annotation, cellular component: cytoplasm. The transcript has a single exon. The annotation marks the transcript as partial. Gene Ontology annotation, molecular function: glutathione transferase activity. The record is from RefSeq and is a predicted model, not a curated record. Gene Ontology annotation, biological process: glutathione metabolic process. NCBI's taxonomy places the organism in Eukaryota, Viridiplantae, Streptophyta, Magnoliopsida, Poales, Poaceae.